AUGCUUGACACAUUUCGAACCUUACAGCUAGCUUUAUUGCUUUGCUCUUCUGCAUAUGCAUCACCAACUGCUGUGAGAAACGAAGCGAACGGUGUCAGUCUCGCCAAACGAGCUACUUGUACUCCUGCAUCUGCUGGAAAUGCCGGAAUUGACGACGUUCCUGCCAUUACUGCAGCAAUCAAAUCAUGUGGUAAAGGUGGCGUCAUCCAAAUUCCAGCCGGUGUCCAAUAUUCAAUCAAUAGCGUCCUCGACUUUACUGGAUGUGCUGGAUGUACAUUCAAUAUCGAAGGUACUCUGAAGGCAUCUGAGAAUCUGGACUUUUGGGAAGGCAAACGAGCGAUAUUUUACAUGAAUGGCAUCAACACCGCAACGAUCCAAUCCGUCACUGGAACAGGAGUGAUAGAUGGAAAUGGACAGGCGGCAUACGACUAUUUUGCCACAAACACAUCAUACGCUCGCCCAACAUUGCAUUACAUAACCGGCGCAUCUUCUCACAUCACCAUCAAGAACCUCAAAGUCAAGAACCCACCAAAUGUCUUCUUUAGUGUUACUGGGGGUUCGACUAAUGUCGCAUACUCCGGAUUGACAAUGACAGCAGCUUCCAAAUCAACAGCACCAGCAAAGAACACCGACGGAUUCGAUGUUGGUGACUCGACCUAUGUUACCUUGAACCAUAUCACAGUCUCGAAUGACGACGACUGCAUAGCUUUCAAGCCUGGCGCGAACUAUGUCACAGUCGAUACAAUUAGCUGUACUGGAUCUCAUGGAAUCUCGGUCGGUUCUCUCGGAAGCAAAGCAGGUACAACUGAUUCUGUAACAAAUGUUUAUGUCACCGGAGCAACAAUGAUCGACUCCACCAAAGCCGUCGGAAUCAAAUUAUACCCCGGAGGAAGUAAACAUGGAAGUGCGGUUGUCCGCAACGUAACAUUCAACGAUGUUACUGUGCAAAACAGCGAUUGGGCAGCUCAGAUUCAAAGUUGCUAUGGUGAAGAUGCAAGCUACUGCGCAAGUAAUCCCAGUACGGCAUCUGUGACGGACCUUGUAUAUAUUGUCUUCAUCUCCGUCCAAUUAUGGACUUCGGGAAUUGGUAUCAUUGAUUUCCCUAAUUACAAGUGCAAAGAAUAUAAUUUUGAAUUGGAUCUGGUCUUUGAUGCUUCUAUGCAAAACCGUGUAAAACCCAUCAAUCCCUAG
Molecule: messenger RNA, 1191 nt
Organism: Sclerotinia sclerotiorum 1980 UF-70
Lineage: Eukaryota; Fungi; Ascomycota; Leotiomycetes; Helotiales; Sclerotiniaceae
Exons: 3
Coding region: 1-1191 (396 amino acids)
Biological process (GO): carbohydrate metabolic process
Molecular function (GO): polygalacturonase activity
Source: RefSeq, a predicted model, not a curated record